UUUCUCUUUAGGCGGUUCUUUCAAGGAUUUCGAUAUGGCGUGUUGUGCAGUUGGAAUGUUCCUGAAAAUAUAUUUUCAGCCUAUCGCGACCUGAUCCUGCUUAAAGGGUCAUCAGAUCUAACGCUUACAUAUUUUUUUUAAUAAAAAUGAACCAUCGAAGAAUUGGACAUCAUCCUAAUAUGUCAACUACUGAUACUGAGAAAGAAAAGGGUUAUGAGAUCCUUUCUUUCCUGGGAAAAGGUGCUUUUGCUUGUGUCUACAAAGCAAAGUCAGAUAAAAGGGAAGUCGCUAUUAAAAGGAUUGAAAAGGAGACAACAAAAGCACGUAGAAUGGUUGCAAGGGUGAGGAAAGAGGUUGAAAUCCACUCAAGACUAAAACAUCCAUCAAUUUUAGAGGUGUAUGAUUACUUUGAAGACUCCAGGUAUGUUUACCUAGUUCUAGAGCUGUGUCACAAUGGAGAGUUUCAGCACUACUUGAAUUCACAAGGAGGAGUGCUAACAGAGGCUGAGGCUCAAAAAGUGAUGAGGCAGGUGGUGGAGGGUGUGCAGUAUCUCCAAAAACAUCAGAUUUUGCAUCGGGACCUCACACUGUCAAAUCUCCUACUCACUCGAGAUAUGAAAACAAAAAUUGCAGACUUUGGCUUGGCCACACAGCUUACAGAACCAGAAGAGAAGCACUUCACCAUGUGUGGAACACCUAACUACAUGGCCCCUGAGGUGGCCAAAAGAGAGGCACAUGGUCCUGAAGCUGAUGUAUGGUCCUUGGGCUGUAUGCUGUACACUAUGCUGGUUGGAAAACAUCCUUUCGACAGUGGCACUAUUCGCGAUACUUUGGGUCAAGUUAUUGAGGCAGAGUAUGACCUGCCAUCUAACCUCUCACCCAAGGCUUCUGACCUAAUUCAGCGCUUGCUGCGUGAGAAUCCUGCUGAACGUCUUCCGCUGAAAGAUGUCCUUCGUCACCCCUUUAUGUGUGAAAACUCAGUGGCAACACAGGAUAUUAUACAGAUGUCAGAAAUAUCAAUGGAUAGUGGACAUGGCACCCUUGCAACAGUGGGAUCUGGUCACUCCAGUAGCAGCAUUCGGGGUCAACUCACUACUGCUGGAAUGUGUGAUUUGUGGAAGCAAACAGCUUCAAGCCAGCAAAAGUAUAAAGGAAGUGUCACAAGGAAACCAUCUCCACUCAGCACAAAUUCAGCAAAAGCCAAUGCCUUCGAGACUACAAUGGGACCUACUCAGUUUGAUCCACAUCAGUACCAGAAACUGCAAGACAGUCAUAGUUCCUUUAACUGGUCCUUUACCACCAACUCAGUAAACAGCCAUGGUGGCUUGCCAGCCAGUCACAAACCUCAGAUACAAAGUCUGACAAACAGGGUAAAUGGCCAGGAGUCUGGCUUUGCCUCUCAGGAAGACUUCAGCCUCCAGUCUACCAAGAAACCUCUAGAUUUUGAUGGGUGUUCUCAUCAAAACAAUCUUGAGUUGUCGUCUGUAGGGAGUGGAGUUCUUCCACAAAUACCUGUGGGCAAAGUGCAGGCAUACUUAGGACAGUGCCAACAUCUUGUGACUAGUAACAAGGAGAAAAGGCAUAGGGGUGCUGGUUUUUAUUUUCCAGCAGAAGCAAUGGAUUUAUCUACCCGUGAACAAAUAAAUAAAGUGAUGCUGACUGAGCAACAGAUGUAUCGUCAUGUACAUAUAGGCAGCAUGGAGAAUCUUUCUAGCCCUCACAGCAGUAGUGGGGGUGGUGGAAAAAGCAAGUCUGCUGGUGGUGAUGGGAAGAGUGACACUGCAGACAGACCCACAGAGCCAUUGAACACUCAGCGCCUUCUGCCUAUCAGACAGAAAACUAAAAAUGCUGUGAUCAACAUCAUGGAUAAUGGCAAUGUUUGUCUAGAAUUUGUCAAGAACAAAGGAAAGGAACAAAGAGUAGUGGAAGUGUUUUCAAUAUCCUCUGAUGGACAGCAGGUGACUGUCUUCCACCCUGGGGACAGAGGACGAGGUGUGGCAGUGAGUGAUUGCCCUCCAUCACCAUUGUCUGCCUGCAAGACCUUUACCUUUCAGUCAUUGCCAGGGAAAUAUUUUAAGAAGUACCAGUAUGCCGCCAGAUUUAUAGAUCUUGUACGUUCAAAAACACCAAAAGUGACCAUGUACACAGAAAAGGCAAAGUGCAUGUUGAUGGAAAACUCACAGCCUGCUGACUUUGAGGCAACUUUUUAUGAAGGUGCCAAAGUAUCAUUCUCACAGAGAGGUAUAUGCAUUCUUGAGAAGGAAGGGACAUCACUCAUGCUGGAUUCUGUCAAAUCCAGCCUCCAUCUCAACCAAGACACUCGAGAACUUGUGGACUAUUCAGAAAAGUGUCGACAGCAGUGCAUGCAGCUUGAGGCAGUCAUCAGUGCAGUGCAGAGCAAUGGCAUUUUGAAAAACCAGCUUCUUCCUGUCAUUGUUGGCAGGCGGCCAAGUGUGCACAGCCAAAAAGCAAGCAGCAUUCAAAGUUCAGCAUCAGAAGAAAUGCACUCUUCUAAUGACAACCACCCACCUAAAGUCAUCUCUGCAGAGUCACCUGCAACAGUGCCAUGCCUGGAUAAUACCUUAAUGUCUACCAUCACUGCAACAAGCAUAUCUUCUAAGACCAGCAGUACUUUCACAGCAGCCACGCAUGAGGUCAUCCACCCAUUCUUCGUGGAAAACAUUGGUUGGGCCUCAAUGCUUGCUAAUGGAGAGAUCUGGGUCAAGUUUAACGAUGGAACACAGCUUGGCGUGGGGUUCUCAGCCACAACCCUCACAUAUAUUGAUGCUGCCAACAAUGUCACAAAGUAUCAAAAUAAUCAGCUACCACCAGAAGUCAAGGAAAAACUGGAAAAAGUGACACUUGUUGUAGAGCACUUACGUGGUGCAAAGUCAUCAGCAGCAUCUUCCAUUUCAAGGUGAUGCCUUUGCAAGAUACUGAAUAUCUACAUUGCCUAAGUAGGAUUUGGUGUAUAUUAGUCUGCUCCUAUGCCUAAAGGGCAUGUUGCACCCUGGGCUUGAUCUUGCCCAGAUCAAGAAGUAAUGAUGUUUGCCACUUCAGGGAUACUCAGACCUUUCAACACCCCUACCAUUCUCAAGUAGCUGUUGCUGAAAUGUGUGCUGAGCUUUCCAGUCUCCAUUACUACCAUGGAUAAACACUCCAAAUGGAGAGAAGGUUUACUGAAUACAAAGCAAGCAGGACUGGUGAGGGCAUAGAGGUGAAAAUCUACCAGCAUACCAGUCAUAAGAAACUAAGGUUUUUGUUUUGUUUUUUUAAACUUGAAUACUAAUAAUAAAUAAGAAAAAUUGGUUGGAUCUAGGGGAGGAAGGUGAGGGUACUUGUCAGGCCACAUUGGAGCAUUUAGCAAACCAUGACAACUAAGAUUUCUGGCAUGACGUGCUCCUCACCUGCAACAGUAGGCUCCACAGAUCAAACUUCUUUACUGCACAGAGGUAGAAGUUCAGCCUUUAAUAAUACAACCUAUAAAGAAUACAGUUCUUCAUUUCAGCCUAAUGCCUUUUGAUAUUUGAAUUCUGCAUGUCAGUUUUACCCAUAAUAAAAGAGUUGUUAUGUUUAUUCUAGAUUCUAUUCCAGGCUACUAGAGAAGAGAGGCUGUUAAAAUGUUCCCAGCAUCAACUCUUUAGCUUGCUUGAACAUUUCUAGUCAAAAAGCAGUGUCCACUCUGUAGAUGAUCAAGACAUUCUGAACUGUAUAUUAAGAGUUAAUAUGACAGUAAUAGUACAAUGCUGCUGCUGUCUGAUAACGUGGUGCUUCCAGUAAGAACUUGAUCUUGGUAUCGAUUCUGAUUACUGUGGCUUGGUUUCCUUUUGUGUGUUUAACCUCACUUCUGGUUUUUGUAACAUGAUCUGGAAGACUGCCUUACCUGCUCUGCUGAGUUACUCCUACCUGUCUCAUUGUCAUGUUAUUGUUUUAAAGAAUCUUUUUCAUUUAAUCACUAGAUUAAUUGCUCCUCUGCACUGUUCCUAUAUCUGAUAUUUUUCUAAGGCAGCAAGACAGCACUAUCCUGUCAGUGUACAAAGUGCCAUUGGGCUUUAUAGAUGUUUUGUAUUCAUAUUCAUAUUGCUUCAUGAUGUAGAUGUGGGGGGGGUGGAGAUGUUUGUUGUACCAUCAAAUAAGAAAUGUAGGUGGUUUAGAUCUUUAUCUGUACACUGGCUAGUGGGAGUGAUCAAAAACAAAAAGUGUUUGGGAACCACUAAUUGCUGGCAUGUAUGGUAUACCUUCAUGAUUCUUUCUGCAUCAGACUAUAGCACUGAUGUUGGUUAUUAAAAGAAAUAGCACUCAUAAUUUGGUGUGUUAAACUGCCCACAGAAUCCUAUGAUCAAGAGUUACUUUAUGUGCAAUCUUUUGUUUAUGAUUGCACAAAAUAUAAGGACUUGAGGGGGUUCUUUUUCUUAGUAUGUAUGCUUCUGCUAAAAUUGACUAUUUUUAAAAAUGUCACUUUGCCUGAAAACAUGGAAGCCUUUGCUCAACAAUUAAUCAUUCACUUUAUUUCCCUCACUUUCAUUUCUUGUUCUUUCUUGAUUUCUCAACAUUCUCAGUUUAUUCAAGUAAAACUGGGUUGUAUUAUACAAGUUUGUGUUUUUCUUAAAUCAGUAAUGUUUUGAUUCCAAAUGUAAACAAAUACCAAGCAAGCUGGCUGUGAUGACAUACAUUUUUUUUUUCAAUUUUAACUUUUCUGUUGUAUUCAGGUGCAUGUUAGCAAGUGUUAACCUUUGCUUUCUUUCGCUAGUGGUCUGGUGGCGCAACGGUUAGCGCCUGUCACCAAUACAGUGAAGGUUGGCUGCCCUGAGUUCAUUUCUCAUCUCGGGCACGCUGUUCUUUCUCUGCACGUGGCAUCUGUUUACAGGGCUGACUGCC
Pomacea canaliculata is the source of this 4878-nucleotide messenger RNA. RefSeq names its product serine/threonine-protein kinase PLK4-like. Gene Ontology annotation, molecular function: ATP binding; protein kinase activity; protein binding. The coding region runs from base 147 to 2921 and encodes 924 amino acids. Gene Ontology annotation, biological process: protein phosphorylation. The transcript is spliced from 17 exons. The record is from RefSeq and is a predicted model, not a curated record. NCBI's taxonomy places the organism in Eukaryota, Metazoa, Mollusca, Gastropoda, Architaenioglossa, Ampullariidae.